Molecule: messenger RNA, 1226 nt
Organism: Exophiala mesophila
Lineage: Eukaryota; Fungi; Ascomycota; Eurotiomycetes; Chaetothyriales; Herpotrichiellaceae
Exons: 1
Coding region: 1-1197 (398 amino acids)
Molecular function (GO): oxidoreductase activity
Source: RefSeq, a predicted model, not a curated record
AUGGCUGCUUCUGUGCAGAAUCUCGCAACGUCAUCCUUGAAGUUAGACGGUGCAUCAGCAGCAUCGUUGUCUUUCGAGGCAUUCGAUCUUCCUUCCGGCAAUCAACGAGUCCUUGGCCAACCGCAUCCAGAAGGGACUGUCAUCCCGCUGGCUCUCCGUCCCUCAAGCUAUGGAAACAAAGAACUUGACCUGGACACUGUUGUCGACACCAUCAAGUCUCUUCAGGCCAAUGAUGGCAUCCUAACCAAGAAACUGGCAGUACAUGGAACCCUGCUCUUCCGAGGCCUGCCAAUUCACAAUGCCCAUGAUUUUAGCAAGUUUGCCCAUGCCUUCGGAUAUCAGCCACAUGAAAUCAUCGGAAUUGUUGUCGACCGACCCCUCCUGGCACCCAACGUGGCGCCAGCCAACGAGGCACCAAAAGAAGUUCUGAUCUAUAACCAUAAUGAAUCGCCUCAAGUACCACACGCGCCUGAGUACAUCUUCUUCUAUAGCCACAAAGCACCCGAGAUUGGAGGGGAAACUCCAAUCUCUUCCUCACUCGAGCUCUUCCAUCGAGCCAAGGAGGAAAUACCCGAUUUCAUUUCAGAGUUGUCUGCAAAGGGUGUUCUCAGCAAGGUUACAUACAGGGUGGAUAAACAAUAUGAAGGUGGCUCAACCUUGAAGCAAGCCUUUGGAAAGAAUAUUGAAGACGGUGAUGACGAGGCCACACGACGGGCAAAGAUCGAGGCUCAGAUUGCCCGCUAUGGGCGGGGCAAACACACUACAUUUGAAUGGGUGGAUGAGUCCACUCUCGUCUUGACACACAGACUGCCUGCCAUCCGAACUCAGCCUGACACGCACUUGCCCACGCUCUUCACCGGCCUGGCAGCCUACUGGAAGAACGUGCAGGUGAAUCAGGAUGCUACAGGGCUUGCUCGAAAGAAAGCCGUAGAGCAGUUGUAUGGAGAUGGAACGACUAUUCCUGUCAAGUAUCUCGAGGCUCUUGCCAAGAUAACCGAUGAGAUUCGUGUGCUUCACAAAUGGCAGCGAGGUGAUGUGCUUGUCUAUGACAACAUCAUUGCACAACACGGAAGACAACCCUGGGGAGGAGAACAAUCGUCUCGCGUUGUGCUUGCAAGUCUGUUCGACGGACACAAGGUGCCCGGAGCAUAUUCCUCCGACGACUGGGCCCAGGUUGUGCAAGCCAUUGACGGUUAAUUCGUCAUGGAUGUGUAGCUGAACUGAAU